GACCCGAGCAGCCCCAGCAGCCAGCCCCAGCGAGCAGCUGGCUCCGAGCUAUGACAGGAGUAUUUGACAGAAGGGUCCCCAACAUCAGAUCCGGCGACUUCCAGGCUCCUUUUCAGACGGCUGCAACCAUGCACCAUCCGUCUCAGGAAUCUCCAACUUUACCCGAGUCCUCGGCUACGGAUUCCGACUACUACAGCCCCACGGGGGGAGCCCCGCACGGCUACUGCUCGCCUACCUCGGCUUCCUACGGCAAAGCGCUCAACCCUUACCAGUAUCAGUACCACGGCAUGAAUGGGUCUGCUGGGAACUAUCCUGCCAAAGCCUAUGCAGACUACAGCUACGCCAGCCCGUACCACCAGUACAGCGGGGCUUACAACCGGGUCCAGAGCUCUGCCAACCAGCCAGAGAAGGAGGUGGCGGAGCCCGAGGUGAGGAUGGUGAACGGCAAACCAAAGAAAGUGCGCAAACCCCGGACUAUUUAUUCCAGCUUUCAGCUGGCGGCGUUGCAGAGGAGGUUUCAGAAGACUCAGUACCUCGCCCUGCCCGAGCGUGCCGAGCUGGCCGCCUCGCUGGGACUCACGCAGACACAGGUGAAAAUCUGGUUCCAGAAUAAAAGAUCCAAGAUCAAGAAGAUCAUGAAGAACGGGGAAAUGCCCCCGGAGCACAGCCCCAGCUCCAGCGACCCCAUGGCCUGCAACUCUCCACAGUCGCCUGCGGUUUGGGAACCUCAGGGCUCUUCCCGUUCCCUCAGCCAUCAUGCCCACGCUCACCCUCCAAACUCCAACCCAUCCUCUGCAUCCAGCUACCUGGAGAGCUCCGCUUCCUGGUACCCCGCUGCCAACGCCAUCAACUCCCACCUCCAACCCCACGGCUCCCUACAGCACCCGUUAGCGCUGGCCUCUGGGACAAUUUAUUAGAAUCUGACCUUUAUUAUUAUUAUUAUUAUUUUUGUUCCUUGGACUCCUGUGUUUUACUGUUAAGGAAUAAUAACGAAAGGAAUGCAUAUGGGGGAUUUUUAAAGGGAAACAAAACAAACGAAAAGAUUAAAAUGUGUAAAGCUUGUGCAUGUAACUUAUUGCAUUUCAAAGGAAAACCUUUUUUUAUACAAUACGGACUUUUUUGGCUCAGCUGUGGACACUAUCAAUGGUGCCUUGAAAUCUAUGACCUCAACUUUUCCAGAGACUUUUUUCAAUGUUAU
This is a messenger RNA of Rhea pennata, 1198 nucleotides long. RefSeq names its product distal-less homeobox 5 (gene DLX5). The record is from RefSeq and is a predicted model, not a curated record. Lineage: Eukaryota; Metazoa; Chordata; Aves; Rheiformes; Rheidae. Bases 51 to 917 code for a protein of 288 amino acids. Gene Ontology annotation, molecular function: RNA polymerase II cis-regulatory region sequence-specific DNA binding; DNA-binding transcription factor activity, RNA polymerase II-specific. The transcript has 3 exons. Gene Ontology annotation, biological process: regulation of transcription by RNA polymerase II; cell differentiation; anatomical structure formation involved in morphogenesis.